UCUAUGUAGGAUCACUGUGAAAGCAGUGGCUAAGGAAAGAUACUGGAUACUUGCACAAGGGAUACAUGUAAAGCAUCUUGGGGUUCUUACUAACAAACAGGAUGAAGAAGAUAAUCAUCCUAUUGCUUCUGUCGCAUUUACAGUUUGGCAGCCUGGCAGUUAGUACGCCAGCUGGGGAUGGUGAAAGCCAAGCAAGCCACUCAGACUUUAUUUCACUUUCUGCUGCAAUGCACAGCUUCAGAAACCAGACAACACCACCAACAUUUAUCCCAUCUCAGAUCCAAGCAUCUGCAGUGAGUGCAUCACAGGAUCAUCUUGAAAAGCUCACCUCUGCACCCACAGAAGAGGUUCUGGGAUUGAAAGCAUUGCCAGGGACCCAGGCAAAGAAAUCCUCCACUCCAACAACCCAGCCCAGCAGGAAUCGUGCCAGUGGUCAUACUAGUGCUAAGCCAAGAACCCAAUCCAGCAGCACAAGGACACUGCCACAGAGCAUACCUAAAAAGGUACCUCCCCAGCAAGUGGUCACCAAAAGCCAAAUUGCAACAGGGAACAGAUCUCCCAGGCCGUCAUUCUAUAGCACUAACAGCACCAGCACCAAGCAGAAUGCCAGCGUCCACAAAUCCAGCUUUGAAACUACUCGUGGAAAGAACUGGUGUGCAUAUGUCCAUACCAGACUCUUACCUACUGUGGUAAUAGACAACCUGGAAACCUUUUCAUCAAGCAGAGGGAAGCCAUGUACCUGGAUAACUGGAGGCUGUGGUGUCAGAUCACAAACAACAACUCAUCAGGUUUACAGAAUCAAACAUAAAAUCGUGACAUCGUUGGAGUGGAAGUGCUGCCCUGGGUACAGUGGACAAAACUGCCAGCCCAAAGCCCAACAACAUCAAUUGAUUAUACAUAGCAACCAGGCUGAGAGCAACCAAGCUAUCAAUGGGGAAAUACCAGGAAACCAGCAGGACCUGAAUGACCCAGCAGUUACACAAAAAAUGAAUGAGCAGAUUAGCAGCCAGGAGAUGAAACUGACUUUCCUGCAGAAGAAGGUUGACAACAUUUCUGCUGCCAUGAGUGAUGUGAGCAAGAUGCUUUCCUCUCUGGAAGGCAAAAUCAAUGAAGAUAAGGGCAGAGACUUCCAGUCUUUUCUAAAAGGUCUCAAAUCUACAAGUAUUAGUGAACUGGUCAAAGAUAUUGUCAGAGAGCAGUUUAAAGUCUUCCAAAGUGAAGUGCAGGAGACUGUGGCACAAAUUUUCAAGACUAUGUCUAGUUUAUCAGAGGACCUGGAGAGUACAAAAGAACUAGUCAAACAUCUGAACGAUAGCCACCAAAAAAUUGUCUUGAAAGAAAGCCAGCUAACAAAGACUGAAAUCCUGGAACUGAAGAACCAAAUAGUGCAGAUGGAAGAGGAAAUUGUCCUUGUUUGUGACAAGCCCAUCAAAGACCUACAAGUGAAGCAAAAAUCCUUAGAGGGUGGCUUGAAGAAUGAGCAGUCAAGAAGCAUCAUUUACUAUGAAUCUCUGAAUAAGACUCUUACUCAGCUGAAAGCGGUGCAUGAGCAACUGUUAUUGGGUGAAUCAGAAUCAGAUCAAAAUAUCCUUUCUGUAGAUACAUCAAUGAAUGAUACAAUUGCAAACUAUAUGUCCAUUCUUCAUGAGAAAGUGAAGAAACAGGACCUUAUGGUAUUGCAGCUAUAUGACAACUUCAGAAUCCAAGAUAGCAAGAUCAGCAAUCUCACUGUCACAUUAGAGAUUCAGAGAGAGACUGCUCAUCAAGCAGGUGAAGACAUCUUGUUAAAGUGCAGGAAGGAUUUUCAAACACAGAUGAAGGGUGCAGAAGAGAAUGUGCAUGUCUUAAACAAAACCCUCUCUAACAUACUCCUUCCACUGGACAACAAGAUGGAUAAAAUGAAUGAGCAGAUUAAUGAUUUGUGUUAUGAUAUGGAGAUCCUCCAGCCCUUGAUUGAGCAGGGAGCACCAUUCAGCUUGACAGCAGAGUACGAACAGCAAAUUGAAACAGAAACAGUUAGUAGGAAGUUAGAAAACCUAACAACAGUUGUUAAUAAUCUGAGCUCUAUCAUCAAAGAACUUACCAAAAGCCAGGUGGCACUUAAAAGUGAAGCUCAAAUCCGUGAAGAAGUCUUUGAGAGACGUAUUAAUGAAUGCUUUAUGGAAAUAGAAGAUGGCUUAAAUAACACCAUGAUAAUUAUAAAUAAUGCUGUUGACACUGUUCAGGAUAACUAUGUACUGAAGGACUCGCUAAGUGCCCUAAAAAAAGAAACUGAGGCCUGUUGUAGCAAUGCUGAGAAGUUGGAUAGCAUUUUAUCAUUCAUUCCUCAGUUCCUGAAGUUUAAUGAGUCCCUUCAAAUACUGUUCAGUGACAAGGGGAGGUAUCAAUAUGCUUCAGAAGUAACUGAAACUCUUUCAGAUCAUCCAUACAAAGAAUUGGAGAAGGGAAUCAUGGCUGACAUCAGAAAAGUUUACCAAAUUUUAAACAGAACAUCAUUAAAAGUAGAUGAGCACCACCGAGAUAUCAGUCUCCUGGAAGAAAAGCUGGUCCACUCAGUGGAAGAAUCCAAAGACCAUGGAGUUCGCCUACAGAGUGUGGAAUCAAAAAUGACCAAGAUUUUGACAAGCAAUUGUCUUUCACUGAAAAAAACCCAAGUUGCAGCGACAGAGAGAGACCAAAUGGUCACUCUUCAGCUUCUGUCACUGAGCUCUAGGAUCAAAGCGCUGGAAGCCAAGUCUAUCCGUUUCUCAAAUGCUAUCCCCCUCUUAAAUAAGACUGUGUAUGAUGCUUGGGCACGAUGUAAGGAUGCCUCUGUCAACAUCCAAAAGGUGAAUUCCAGUGUACCCCAGUUAAUUAAACUUGCUCAGCCAGAUAUCCCAUUGCUGCAGAGAGGCUUGAAAGAGCUCACAGAAUCUGUACUUGAAAUAAAAGCAGUGACUAUCCUAACCAAUUUAACUUGGUAUGUAGACAAAUAUAUGGCUGAUGCAAUGAGCAAUAUUACCAGACUUCAAAAGCAGAUGAAACAGGUUGCAAAGAAACCAGCUACAGGAAAAAAAGUGACAGCAAAUGUUACCACAAGCCUGGCAGGCCGAAGUCAGAGAAAUGCAGACAAUACAAUAGAUCCAGGUCAGUAUUUGGCCUGUGCUAGCUCCCCCUGCCAAAAUGGAGGAACCUGCAUAAAUGAUAAACAGAGGUUUGUUUGUGCUUGUCGUCACCCCUUUGGAGGAGUCAACUGCAGCACAAAGCUGGUGGAUGACAAUACUCUGGCCAUUGAUUUUUCAAAAGGUUCUUAUAGGUAUGCACCUAUGGUGGCUUUCUUUGCAUCUCACACCUAUGGGAUGACAGCUCCAGGCCCCAUCAGAUUUAAUAAUCUGGAUGUCAACUAUGGCGCUUCCUUUAGCCCAGCAACUGGAAAGUUUCAUGUUCCGUAUCUUGGGGUUUAUGUUUUUGGGUAUAACAUAGAGUCAUUCAGUCCACGUUUCUCUGGCUAUUUGGUAGUUGAUGAAAUAGACAAACUUGCUUUCCAGUCUGAAAAUGUUAAUGGUAACAAGUACAUUGAUAGAGUAAUUACAGGAGGUGCUUUAUUGGAGUUAAAUUAUGGUCAAGAAGUCUGGCUCAGACUGGCAACUGGAUCCAUCCCAGCCAAGUAUCCACCUGUUACUACAUUUACUGGUUACUUGUUAUAUCGUACAUAAGUCAGUCAUAAAUGCCAACUGUCUUAAAAUCUAGUAGCAAGCACAGUAGUACCUUAAAAUUUUUUCUGUUUGCUGGAUACAUUCAUUUCCUAACAUGUAUGUUUCUGAAAGAAAGCCACUAACAUCCUGCAGGACACACAGAAUUUCAGGACUCCUGAGACCUGUUUCUCCACAACCUUACCACUAUAUAGAAAUGUUCUGUUCAACAAAAUGAGUGUGCAGUGGUUGCAAAGUGUAGAAUUAUCAUCCUCUGUGAGCCAAUGUAAGUGAAUAAAGAACACUGGUCUGAUCUGGUUCUGUGCUUGUGUUACACAGAUAUGUGUGCUUACACAAAGGAGUGGAGAAUCUUUCACCUUGGGUGCCUAUACAUGUGCAGCAACACUUCAUAACUACAGUGCA
This is a messenger RNA of Gavialis gangeticus (Gharial), 4094 nucleotides long. It is a transcript of the gene MMRN1, whose product is annotated as multimerin 1. Lineage: Eukaryota; Metazoa; Chordata; Crocodylia; Gavialidae. Gene Ontology annotation, molecular function: extracellular matrix constituent conferring elasticity; protein binding. The transcript has 8 exons. Bases 102 to 3695 code for a protein of 1197 amino acids. The record is from RefSeq and is a predicted model, not a curated record.